GUUCCCUUUAUAAGCCACAUAACAAAUAUAUCCAUAGAGUUCAUUUUGAGCAAAAUAGUUUUGUUGUUAAUUAGUUGGCACUGCAGUUUUCUCGUGUUUCCAUUUCUUCAAAAUCAAAUUGUGAAUGCCAAAUGUACAAAAAGAGUUCAAGAAAUGGCUUUCUCUGAAACAUUUCCACUUCAAAUUACACUACCCACCUCCUCAUUUCUAGACAUAGGCACUGUAGUUGCCAUUACUGUGUUUGUGAGCCUCCUCUGUGCUUGCAUAGUGAUUGGUCACCUCCUUGAAGAGAACCGCUGGGCGAAUGAAUCAAUCACUGCCCUUUUGCUGGGUUUGGUUUCUGGGGUCGUUGUUUUAUUGUUUAGUAAGGGCCAAAGCUCGCGCAUCCUCGUCUUCAAUGAAGAUUUGUUCUUCAUCUAUUUGCUGCCCCCGAUCAUUUUCAAUGCUGGAUUCCAGGUCAAGAAAAAACAGUUCUUUGAGAACUUCUCAGUAAUUUUGUUGCACGGGAUAUUUGGUACGAUAAUAUCGUUCUGCCUCAUUUCACUUGGUGCUAUGUUUCUCUUUCGAAGGAUUGGUGUUACAGCACUGAAACUACAAGAUUACCUAGCUAUUGGUGCAAUUUUGUCAGCAACAGAUUCAGUUUGUACAUUGCAGGUUCUCAAUCAAGAAGAAACACCCUUCCUUUACAGUGUUGUAUUCGGGGAGGGAGUAGUGAAUGAUGCUACCUCUAUUGUGCUUUUCAAUGCUGUCCAAUCAAUCGACUUCAGGAACAUUGAUGUCAUCACAGCUUUAAACUUGUUGUGGACCUUCCUGUACCUCUUCUUCACUAGCACUGCUCUUGGCAUAGCAGUUGGUCUUUUAAGUGCUUACGGAAUAAAGACACUUUACUUUGGGAGACAUUCCACAGAUCGUGAAGUUGCAAUUGUGUUGCUCUUGGCUUACUUAUCAUACAUGAUUGCUGAGCUCUUAAAUCUUAGUGGGAUCUUGACAGUUUUCUUCUGUGGCAUUGUAAUGUCGCAUUACACAUGGCACAAUGUUACUGCAAGCUCUCGAAUAACAACCAAGCACGCAUUUGCAACAAUUUCAUUCAUUGCAGAAACUUUUAUAUUUCUUUAUGUGGGUAUGGAUGCUCUGGACAUUGACAAAUGGAAAGGCAGCCAUGCGAGUGUAGGAACUUCAAUAGCUGUCAGUUCCACUUUACUUGCACUUGUGCUGAUUGGAAGGGCUGCAUUCGUGUUUCCUAUUGCAAAUAUUUAUAAUUGCACUGUAAAAAGAGAGGGUGACAAAAUUGAGGUCCGGAAACAGUUUAUCAUAUGGUGGGCUGGCCUGAUGAGAGGUGCAGUUACUAUCGCAUUGUCUUACAACCAGUUCACAGAAACUGGAGGGUCAUCGUCAACCGAGCAUUCUCUGAUGAUUACUUCUACCAUAAUUGUCGUUCUGUUUAGUACAGUGGUGUUCGGUUCAAUAACAAAGCCCCUGAUUGGAGCAGUGAUGCUAAGACACCCAAAACUACCGAGUUCAGAUGAAACCGACUUUACUAGCCUAGAAGACUUGCAACUAUCAUUCAUUGAUAAGGGAGGCCCAAGUAAUAAUAGCAGCAAUCACCCAAUUACUAGGAGAAGUAGCUUGAGUAUGCUGAUUAAAUAUCCUACUUCCACAGUUCACUACUUUUGGAGAAAAUUUGAUGACAAAUUCAUGCGGCCAGUCUUUGGAGGACGGGUUUUUGUUCCAUUGGCUACAAGUUCACCAACAAGUCCAAGAGAUGGAACUUCUUGAACAUUAAGCUUUGAACUUGUUAUAUCAAGUUUGUUUUCUUUCUAAAAGAUGUAGAACAAGGAAGCUACGAGUCAUUUUUCUAUAAACUGCAGCUUCUUCUAUCGUUUUUACAUAUGAGGAAGCUUGUUAGAGAAAUCAUUGGAUGAAAUAAUCAUGUUAUUUGUUUUAUCAUAACACAGGAAUCAUUGUUGGAGAACCAAGGAUGUUUUUAAGAUCUGUGUUUUUCUUGAAGCUGCGGGAAUAUAAAUCAAUGUAUCAUAAUGGUGUCAUUCUGUAUUUCGGGUUAAAGUGUUGAUGGGCAGUUUUAGAAAUUUGUAUUAUAAACACACUUUUCAA
Ilex paraguariensis (yerba mate) is the source of this 2112-nucleotide messenger RNA. Lineage: Eukaryota; Viridiplantae; Streptophyta; Magnoliopsida; Aquifoliales; Aquifoliaceae. The record is from the annotation of a GenBank genome assembly.